UUCCCAGACAAUCGGUCGCUCCCAAAACAAACAUUUUUUUCAAAUCCGCCACGCGACCCACCUUUUACCGCCAAGCCCAAACAGCGCAUCCCAACAUCCAACAUCCCAUUACAUAACAAAAAUACCCGACCCAAAUAAAAACAACGACGCGUCAAAACCACGCCUCACGCACUCAAAGAUAAUGAGUAUCUACAAAAGUUAUCGCAAAAUGUGUCCGGACGUGAUCGUCAACGAGCGCGUCACCAACAUCAUCAAAACUGUGCCAAUAAGGGUAGGUUACAGCACCAUCAGAGUCACCCUGAAGACUGACAAACUAACAGACAAAACGUUGACCUCCUGCGCACUGACGGCCUUGUCGGUAGUGUGCCGGAAGGGCUGCCUCGUUGACAUCGUAGACGUGAGCGUGAAGAGCUCCCCCAAAAACGAAAAACUGAGAGAAUGCAUCCCCGUCGAGAGAUUAUUCGCGAGGGAAGCGUUUUUUUACAACACGGUCUUGGUGGACUUGGUGGAGUUUCAGCGGGAUGCGGGGGCAAAAAAGGAGGAGGGGUUCCAAGGAGCGCCGGAUUUGAUAGCCGCCAGUUUGGACGAGGGAGAAGAGGCCAUCAUUGUGAGGAAUAAUGGGUCAGAGUGGACGCCCAGAUAUGAAAAGUGGGUUGGAGAGCUGACGAAAGAACACGUUGUGGCAGUUUUGAAGGAAUUUGCGAGGUUUCACGCGCUGUGUUUCGCUUUCGGGAAGGUAAAUCCGGAGAAGUUUGAGGGGUUCAAAAUGGAACUGCAAGGGGGAUACUUAAGUGGUUUGGAAAAUAAACACAGCUUGAAAAUCAUUCACGAAAAUUUGAGGAAUACUUUGAAGUUCUUCAGCGAUGAAGGGGUAGCCAAGAAAUUGAAGAAAUUUGACGAGGAAGUGGACAAUUUCAUGGAAAAUGUGUUAAAUGGUUCAAGAGAUGGUGAGGUUGUGGUUCACGGUGAUGUCACCACAAACAUGCUGUUUUGUUAUGAGAAAGCCGAAGAGAGCCAUGCUGUUUCAAGAGCAAAAUUCACCAACUGGCAACUGGUUAAAUUUGGAUCUCCUGUUUUUGAUCUGGCUGUGUUUUUCUUUACGAAUUGUUCGUCUGAUGAUCUCAGUAAUUUAGAAGAUUUUCUCAAGGAGUAUCAUAUUCAUUUGGCAACGUCCUGCAAGGAAUUUAAAUGCGACGCCGACGAUUUUUUUUCGUACGAAAAGUUACAGGAACAUUGGAUAAAAUACGCAAAGUUUGGAUUGGCUCUUACAUUUUUGAAUUUUGGAAUUCUGUCGCUGGAAUUUAGCAAAAGGCCGAACGCUAAUGUGGAAGAUUUAUCGUGUGAGGAGUUUCUUGAAAGUUUUGUUAGACCUCCGAAUGACGAUUUUAUUAGGAAGAUUAAAGAUGUGGCAAAAUAUUGCGUAGCCAAUGGGCUUGUAUGAGCUGAAGAUGAUAUUCCAUUUUACUAACUAUUCUAAAGGCUGUGCUAACUAUGUAUAGUUAAUGUUCUGACUGUUAGUGCAAAUAACGUGAGCUUUAACAAAAAUAUUUAUCUUUGUAUUAACUUUAUUUUUUUCAUAAAACCUUAAAACGUUGUAUCCGUUGCAGAAACUGUGCAGUUAUUUCGGCAGCAAACUUCAUAUGUGUUAAAAUUAAACCAAAAUAAACAGUUUUUCACAUUU
Molecule: messenger RNA, 1681 nt
Organism: Zophobas morio
Lineage: Eukaryota; Metazoa; Arthropoda; Insecta; Coleoptera; Tenebrionidae
Exons: 2
Coding region: 182-1441 (419 amino acids)
Source: RefSeq, a predicted model, not a curated record